AGACUACUGAUACACAGAAGUGGAUGCAUAAAUUUAUAAAGAGACACGCAGGCAUUAAAUUAACUGUAGUAAAUCACUAUUAGUCAAUAAAUACAUACAGUAAUUAGUGCCUUAUAGACUAUGAUGCUUCACUUAAAAUUAGUUUAUCUAGUGUAUGUGCUUUUGUCAUGCAGCCAAUUUCAGGGUGCAGAAAGUUACACAACAAUUGACACACCAUUGGGCUCUCUAAGAGGUCAGGAGUUCACCACUGCAGCUGGAAACACUGUUUAUUUCUUCAGAGGAAUUCCAUAUGCUGAACCUCCUGUUGGAUCUCUGCGUUUUCAGCCACCUGUACCUAUAUCACCAUGGACUGAAAGGAGGGAUGCCUUGUUAGCAUCAAGUAGUUGCACACAGCUAACUGGUAAAGGAACUAUAGAGGGAACUGAAGACUGCCUCUAUCUCAAUGUCUUCACUCCUGAGUUACCAUCAGAUAAUUAUAAUCCUAAACCUGUACUGGUCACUAUUCAUGGUGGCUGCUUCACAGCAGGAUCUGGCGGAACAAGGCCAUCGGAGUAUUUCAUUGAUAAUGGAAUUGUAUAUGUUGCAAUCAAUUACCGUCUUGGACCAUUAGGAUUCAUGAGUACUGGUGACUCACUCCUUCCUGGGAAUCUUGGAAUGAAGGAUCAAGUCCUUGCUCUUCAGUGGGUACAACAGAAUAUUGCUGCUUUUGGUGGAAAUCCUGAUGAUGUCACCAUUUCUGGUCAAAGUGCAGGAGGAGCCUCAGUUCAUUACCAUUUGUUAUCACCAUUGUCAAAAGGUCUUUUCCAUCGGGCAAUAGCAUCAAGUGGAGCAGCCCUUAAUCCAUGGGCAUUUGAUAAAAAUGCAACUGAUAGAACUUUUCGUUAUGUUUCAUAUUUGGGAUAUAAUGCACAAAGUACUUCAGAUCUCAUGGACUUUCUUAUGAACGUAGAAGCAACUGAGCUGGUGAAAGUCAAGUCUCCAGCACUCUCUGAUGAGGACCGUACAAGUUUCAUGAUGUGUGUGUGGGUGCCACAUGUGGAACCUGCAAAUGAAGGUGCAUUUCUGACAGAGGAACCAUGGACUAUAUUGUCUGAAGGGCGUUAUAACCAAGUACCUUAUCUAACAGGUAUCACAAGUUAUGAGUUACUCGGCAGAACACAAGAAAAUGGAGCGUUUGCAUCUGAAGAUGGUGUAAAGAAUCUGAAUGAUAAUUUUGAUGCAUAUGUUGCUCAUGAUCUUCGAAUCUCAGAUAAAGAAGAACAGUUGGAAGUUUCAGCACAGAUUCGACAGUUUUACUUUGGGGAUGAUGAGAUUACAAUGGAAGAUAAUGAUACAAUUGCAACUCUAGCAUCAGAUUUAAUGUUUGUUGAAGGAGUCGACACAGUUGUGAGGACCAUGAGUGUGAGUUCUGCAGAUCCUGUUUACUAUUAUCAAUUUUCUUUCAAUGGACCACUGAGUUCAUUUCCAGAUUUCCCAGGAGCUUGCCAUGGGGAUGAUUCACGGUACAUGUCAAAUUACGCAAGCCAAGAUCCAGAUUCUGCUUCUUACAAAAUUGGGCUUCAGAUGAAUGAAAUGUGGGCCAAUUUCAUCAAAUAUGGUGAUCCAACUCCCAACAUUGAUGAUGUGGUUACUGUUGACUGGAAUGUAUACAAGACAGAUGAUACAAAUUACUUAGAAUUUGCCUCUCCUCUUUAUGUCAGUACUGGGCUCAACAAGGAACGAAUGGAUUUCUGGCACAGUGUGAUGCCAUAAUCAUUUGAAAGUAUCGAUUAAGCAUUACAAGAAACACAAUGUAUUUAGAAGUAGACCUAAAUAAAGCAUUUAUUUAAAAAAAUUAAUAGAUUCCUAAUCUUAUAGUAUUAUGAGAUCAGUAUUUUCCGUAACUGUUCUCACCAUUUAUUGUGUUUGGUCUUUUCUCAUUUGACAUAAUUUGUUGGACAAGUAGCUAAAAAUGCUGGGUAACCAAUCAGAAAUGUCACACACUCACUUGUAUGUCCAAUUUAUCUGCCACCCCAUAAUUUAGCAGUUUACAUAUGGCAUGGCUUGCAACUCAGUGCUCCUUGCAAGGGAUUACUUUACAAAGCUAAAUCCCAAAAGUAUUCACUAUAAUUCUCAUUUGACCAUUAACAGAUUUUAAUGUUUUUCCUAUACAUUUAAUCUACGUGAUACAUAUGCAGAAUAACAGACACAAAAUUAGUACAGAUACUAGUAAAUAAAAUUGCUGCAUCUUA
Messenger RNA from Schistocerca gregaria, 2231 nucleotides. RefSeq names its product esterase FE4-like. The record is from RefSeq and is a predicted model, not a curated record. Bases 121 to 1752 code for a protein of 543 amino acids. The transcript has 11 exons. NCBI's taxonomy places the organism in Eukaryota, Metazoa, Arthropoda, Insecta, Orthoptera, Acrididae.